GAAGAAGAAGGUUCUGUUUCAGGAAGUUGUAACAGGAAUAAUUAUGUGGCUAACGUUGUCGUUGGUUAAAUAGUUUUUGUGAUGAUUAAUUCAAACGUUAACUUUGUGGGCAAUGCAUGAACAUUCACACAGCUUACAAUAUGGCUAAUAUAGCAAGGACCGGAGACAUUAUCCAUUUAAACGUUGGAGGAAAAAGGUUCAGCACCUCCAGACAGACAUUGACAUGGGUCCCAGACUCCUUUUUCUCAAGUCUUCUAAGUGGGAGGAUCUCAACCUUGAAGGAUGAAACUGGAGCGAUCUUCAUAGAUCGGGACCCAUCUCUCUUUACUCCCAUACUGAACUUCCUGCGUACCAAAGAGUUGUUUCCCAGGUCUAUAAAUGUGCACCUGCUCAUGCAUGAAGCGGAGUUCUAUGGAAUCACUCCGUUGGUGCGUAAGCUGCAGCUUUGUGACGAACUGGACCGAUCUUCCUGUGGAAACGUGCUCUUCAAUGGCUAUCUGCCGCCUCCAGUGUACCCGGCGAAGCGGAGAAACCGUCACAGUGUGGCGGGACCUCAGUAUAUGGUGGGCUGUGCCUUGCCCAUGGAGAGGGCUCCAGUGAGACGCAGCAACACCAUGCCACCCAACCUGGGCAACGCGGGCAUACUGGGUAAAGCAACGAUUGAGGAGAGGAUAAGUGGUGCUCAGCUUGCAGACCCAGGCAUGGUCCGCAUCAUCUGUGGCCACCACAACUGGAUCGCUGUGGCUUAUGCCCAGUUUGUUGUUUGCUACCGAGUGAAGGAGUCUACGGGCUGGCAGCAAGUGUUCACCAGUCCCCGCCUGGACUGGGUGAUUGACAGGGUGGCACUCAACGCCAAGGUGAUGGGCGGCUCCCUGGGAGACAACGACAAGAUGGUGGCCGUGGCCUCGGGCACAGAGAUCAUCCUCUGGACUAUCUGUCCCGACGGCAACGGCAACGAGAUAGGUGUGUUCAGUCUGAAUGUCCCCGUGGAGGCUCUCUUCUUCGUGGGGAACCAGCUUAUUGCCACCAGCCACACAGGGAAAGUGGGAGUAUGGAAUGCAGUGACCAAACAUUGGCAGAAUCAAGAUGUGGUUCCCAUUAAUAGCUAUGAUACUGCCGGAUCCUUCCUCAUUCUAGGCUGUAACAAUGGGUCCAUAUAUUAUAUAGAUGUUCAGAAGUUUCCAUUGAGGAUGAAGGACAAUGACCUCCUAGUGACAGAGUUGUACCGUGACCCCACGGAGGACGCCAUCACUGCUCUCAGUGUCUACCUCACGCCCAAAACAAUCCCCAAUGUGUCGUCAGGCGACAGCGGCAACUGGAUCGAGAUCGCCUACGGGACCAGCUCGGGCACGGUGCGGGUCAUAGUGCAGCACCCGGAGACCGUGGGCUCUGGGCCCCAGCUCUUCCAGACCUUCUCAGUCCACCGUAGCCCCGUCACCAAGAUCAUGCUCUCUGAGAAGCACCUCAUAUCAGUGUGUGCAGACAACAACCACGUGCGGACCUGGACGGUGACUCGCUUCAGGGGCAUGAUCUCCACCCAGCCAGGCUCCACCCCCCUCACCUCCUUCAAGAUCCUCUCUCUGGAGGACAUCGACGGCCACGGGGGCUGUGCUGCCGGCACUGAGAUAGGUCCGUAUGGCGAGCGAGACGACCAGCAGGUGUUUAUCCAGAGGGUCGUCCCCGACACAGACAAACUCUACGUGCGCCUCUCGUCCAACGGGAAGAGGGUGUGCGAGGUGCGCUCUGUGGACGGCACCUCCAUCACCUCCUUCAUGGUGCACGAGUGCGAGGGGUCCAGCCGCAUCGGCUCACGCCCCCGCCGCUACCUCUUCGGUGGCCACGCCAACGGUAGCAUUCAGAUGUGGGACCUGACCACCGCCAUGGAGAUCGCAGGGAAAGUGGACAUCAGGGCGCUGGGAGGCCCCACAGAGGAGGAGCUCCUGGAGCUGCUGGACCAGUGUGACCUGGCUCUGACCCGUACGCCCGACAUGAGUCCCGCUGCCUCCUUCACCCACUCCUCCACCCCCCGAGCCUCCACCUCCAGUUUGCAGUCCCAGCUGAGUGAGAGCUCCAGAGAGCGUGGGACCAGAGGUGGUGUGAGCAGCUCGGGUCCCUUCUCUGGUAGCCUGCCCCGCCAGGCCCCUCCGGUGCCCCUCACCAAGCCCCGGGACAUGGCUCUCUCCAUGGCAGGGUUGGGCAUCCAGCCCCACCACCUGGGUCUGAGCCAGGCCUCCCUCAGCAGCAGUGGCAGCCCCCGGCCCGGCCGCACCGUCCCCCAGGACAGAGACCGGGACGGUGGCAUCGGUUCUCUGCGCAGGGGUAGUUUUGUUGAGCGUUGUCAGGAGCUUGCCAAGGUCUCGGACUCUGCAGGAGGGGCGGAGGGGGGAACGCGGCGCAGCCUGGCUGUAUGCUCGGAGUUGGAGGCUAGACUGGGCCUACGGACCCCCGCUUCUUUCUCCAGCCCCCCUGCAGCCUCCCCAACUUCAUCGCCGCGCCGGCCGCAGCCCACCUCACCCAGCCCUGCCCCUGCUACAAUCGUCAGUCCAACCCGCUCCCAGACCCCCGUGUCGCCUCGUCGAGCUGACACCUCCCCUACUACAGAAGUCCCGCCCCCUGAGGCUGCAGCAGCCACUCCAGAGAGCUCCUCCCCUGUGCCCCCCACCAGUUCUAAACCCCCUAUGAAUGAGACGAGCUUCUGACUGGCUCGGUGAUGUAUGAGUGAGUGGACAAACAAUGGACGCUUUUGGUGUUUCUGAGCAUGUGUGGUUUAGUGACGGCACCUAUUGUCGCAUUUAUGGACAUUUCCUAUCAAGGACACAUAUCAAAUGUCAUUCCUCUGUUUUCAAAAGAGUCAUAUACAACAUAUAUCCAAACUGUCAAUGUGUUGAUGAUACACAUUGUAAAUCUAGCCAUGUAUACAGUUGUUCGGUUGCAUUUGGUAGAGCAGUCCAUUUCAUUAAAUUACACUGAACAAAAAUAUAAAUGCAACAAUUUCAAAGAUUUUACUGCGUUACAGUUCAUAUAAGGAAAUCAGCCAAUUUAAAUGAGGCCCUAACCUAUGUAUUUCACAUAGCUGGGAAUACAGAUAUGCAUCUGUUUGUCACAGAUACCUUAAACAUUUUUGUAGUGUGGUCAGAAAACCAGUGAGUAUCUAGUGUGACCACCAUUUGCCUUAUGCAGCACAACACAUCUCCUUCGCAUAGAGUUGAUCAGGCUGUUGAUUGUGGCCCGUGGAAUGUUGUCCCACUCCACUUCAAUAGCUGUGCGAAGUCGCUGGAUAUCGGCAGGAACUGGAACACGCUGUUGUACAAAAUCGAUCCAGAGCAUCCGAAACAUGCUCAAUGAGGGACAUGUCUGAGAAUGCAAGCCGUGGAAGAACUGUGACAUUUUGUGUACAGGUCCUCGCAACAUGGGUCAGUGUAUUAUCAUGCUGAAACAUGAGGUGAUGGAGGCAGAUGAAUGGCAUGACAAUGGGCCUCAGGAUCUCGUCACGGUAUCUCUGUGCAUCUCUGUGCAUCCGUGCAUCCGCUGGUGGGCUCAUAGUAAUGGCUGGAAUGGAAUAAAUGGAACUGUAUAUAACAAAUCAAAUAUGAAAACCACAUGUUUGACUCCGUUCCAUUUCUUCCAUUCCAGCCAUUACAAUGCGUCCGUCCUCCUGUAGCUACUCCCACCAGCCUCUAUUGCCGUGCACUCAAAUUGGCAUCGAUAAAAUGCUCUUUUGUUUGUUGUCCGUAGCUUAUACCUGCCCAUACCGUAACCCCACUGCCACCAUGGGGCAAGCCUCUCGCCUACACAACGCCCUACACCCUGUCUGCCAUCUGCCCGGUGCAGUUGAAACCGGGAUUAAUCUGUGAAGAGCACACUUCUCCAGUGUGGCCAUCGAAAGUGAGCAUUUGAGAUUUUUUUUAGGAUGAGCACGCAAAUUAGCUUCCCUGAAGCAGAAAUGGUAUUCGGUUGUGCAAAACCACAGUUUCAUCAGCUGUCCAGGUUGGCUGGCCUCUAAACGUUUCUGAUAUCCUCUACAGAUUUCUCUUUCAGUCUUCCUGCUUUGCACUACGGUUGGCUUUCUGUACCUUAAAUGAAUCAAUAAGCCUACUGCACACGCAGUAUCAAAUGUAGUGAUGAUUGUUGACGAAGAAUCCGAAUCUAUAGAUAAAUGAUAGACAUUUUAUCAUUCAUAUGUUUAGUUACAUCUGACUAACUUACUGCCAUUUUGGAUCAUUCUUUUUCAAGUCUUCCUCCAGAUCACAACCAGUGCCUCGCGUACCUGUGUUUUAUCUUUUUUUUUUUUAUGGGUUAUGACCAUUUUACUCAAACUUCGUUGCAAGGACAAGCAACUUGAUUGUGGAGUGAUUCUACCAAACGUCGGUAGAGGUCUAUCUCUUUGUGCUUUUUCUGAACCAUUUGAACACUUAGGUGAAUAUUUACAAAAUAUAAACAUGUUUUCACAUGUUUGUGUAUUUAGUGGUUUCUGUCGCAAUGUUAACCGGGUUGAUUGAUAUGUCACUGACAACAACGUAGUUCAGCAGUAUUGCCUGUUGCACCAAUAGCUCAGAUGAAGAGGCGUGUUCAAAUGUCUCUGUUUACUGUCUUGUCUAAUACUUGUCACACUUCUUUUUUUUUUUGUCUUUCACUUUGGUAGCAUUUGUUUUUCCUCUGCAAUUCCAUGAUGUGCCACAUAAAUGAAGCAGAAAGUCA
Oncorhynchus tshawytscha (Chinook salmon) is the source of this 4698-nucleotide messenger RNA. RefSeq names its product SH3KBP1-binding protein 1. The coding region runs from base 117 to 2699 and encodes 860 amino acids. The transcript is spliced from 17 exons. Gene Ontology annotation, biological process: protein homooligomerization. The record is from RefSeq and is a predicted model, not a curated record. NCBI's taxonomy places the organism in Eukaryota, Metazoa, Chordata, Actinopteri, Salmoniformes, Salmonidae. Gene Ontology annotation, molecular function: protein binding.